AUGGCCUCUCAGCUUCUGUUGUUGGCUUUCCUUGCCAUAACUUCUUCCAUUGCUUUGGCAUCUGACCCAAGUUCUCUUCAAGAUUUCUGCGUGGCUGAUCCGAAAACCUCAGUACCAGUGAAUGGUGUUGUCUGCAAGGAUUCCAAACUUGUUGAUGCCAAUGACUUCUUCUUCAGUGGGCUUCACCUAGCAGGAAACACAUCAAAUGCAGUUGGCUCACGUGUGACCCCUGUUAAUGUAUCUCAAAUAGCAGGACUUAAUACUCUUGGUAUCUCCAUUGCGCGCAUCGACUAUGCACCAUGGGGAAUUAAUCCUCCCCACACGCAUCCUCGAGCAAGCGAAAUCUUAACAUUCAUGUGUUUGAUUUCAAUAGUUCGAUGGUGCAUGUGA
Prunus avium (sweet cherry) is the source of this 390-nucleotide messenger RNA. Its product is annotated as putative germin-like protein 2-1. Lineage: Eukaryota; Viridiplantae; Streptophyta; Magnoliopsida; Rosales; Rosaceae. The record is from RefSeq and is a predicted model, not a curated record. Gene Ontology annotation, molecular function: manganese ion binding.